Messenger RNA from Aricia agestis (brown argus), 1016 nucleotides. RefSeq lists its product as uncharacterized. NCBI's taxonomy places the organism in Eukaryota, Metazoa, Arthropoda, Insecta, Lepidoptera, Lycaenidae. The record is from RefSeq and is a predicted model, not a curated record. The transcript is spliced from 2 exons. Gene Ontology annotation, biological process: regulation of transcription by RNA polymerase II. Bases 106 to 906 code for a protein of 266 amino acids. Gene Ontology annotation, cellular component: nucleus; transcription regulator complex.
CCCCUCCGCCACCGCUUCUGUGAGCGCGCGGACAGGAGGCAGCCAUUACGCGAUCAGUUGUAACUUGUAAAUUAUUUACAACAGCCGCGUAUACCGCGUGAAAUUAUGUCUAUCAAUACUGAGAUAUUUAUUCAAACAGUGCAAAAUUAUCCAGUUUUGUAUGAUACAUCACAUAAAGACUAUAAAAAUAACAGAAUUAAAAAUAAAAUAUGGAACAGUAUUGCUGACAUAAUUGGACAAAGUGAUGGAGAUCAUUUAAAAAAAAAGUGGAAAAACUUGAGAGAUGCCUAUAGUAAGCAUCUUCGAACAUGCAAAACAACCACUGGACAAGCAGCAAAGCUUGUCGAUCGAUACAAAACUUGGCCAUGGGCUAAUCUAAUGUCGUUUCUACGACAACACUUAGAAUUUGCCGAGACUUCGUCAAAUAUUAUUGAAAACACUGAAGAAGCUGGCUCUUCCCAAGCUAUUGAUAGGACUUCGCCAAUUAAUACAACUCAGUCUGACACGCAUGUGCAUAGUUGGCGCAAACGGACGUCUGACGGGUCUCAGACACAAGUUGAUAAAGUUAUAGAAUUUAUGAAAAACAAUAGAGAAGACGAAGAUGAUAUAGAGUUACUUUUUAAAUCUUAUGCAAAAAAGUUAAAAAAAAUGUCUGAUCGCCGUCAAGCCCUUGUAAAGUUUGAGAUAGCCAAAAUAAUGUUGAAAGCAGAACUCGAAGAAUCUCAUGAGAUGCAGUUAAUAUCUGGUGAUGUAAGACAUUCGGAAAACAUGGUGUUGAAAGUAGAGCAGCCUCUAAGUAGUGCUGGCUCAUGUGUAGACGAUUCAAAAUAUAUUAUAUCGUCAUCGUCUCCAGCUUCUGAAAGCGAAGGAGAAAACAAAGGAGACAGAGAAUGGUUGCUAAGCUAAGCACAGAAAAGUUUUGGGUUGGCAUUUGAAUCACGCAUUAUAGGUAGAGGGGCGGGAACGGUGGCAUUUUGUAGGGGUUAGUUAUUCCUUUCAAAUGACACCUGAUUUGU